AAUGGGAACUCCAAUUUAUCCUCUGAGGAAGAUUUUGGCAUUCAAUGACAGGGACUUGCUCCUCACCAUUUUUGUGAUUAAACCUUGACUUUCAACCACCCUUUAGUCUUAUAAAUCUUACAAAUAUCCAAAUACGUUCUCUAUAAAUAAGAGGGGACAUUUACAUAUGUACUUAAUUUUCUAUUUUCUAUUUCUAUUUCUACACCAAUAUUUGGUUUUCCAAAUUUCUCUCCCUUUCUGCUCUCAAAUAGCCAAAUAGCAGCCGCAAAAAUGGAAGACCUGGAUUCUCUGAUCAUCUACCCUGAGGUCUAAGGCUGCAAAAUUUUCCACAGGAGAAAACUACAUUCUUGAAUCUAGGAUGUUUUAUUCUGGACGCAUCUCUGUUUUCAUGUUUUCCUCUUUCUUGGUUUUGCCUUCUGCAAUGGUGCAUUAAUUGCCAGGAUCCUUUCUUAUUUUUAUGCAACAUGUUUCAAAACUUAAUCCUUGACCCCUUUCUGCCAACUUGUCCUCCUUCACAUUAAAUCUUGGACAAUUAUUGUCAAUUAUUGGUACUUGCUUUAUUUAUAAAAGAAAUUAAUGUGUUUCCUUGUAUAUAGUUUUAUAAUUAACCCCUUUCCCCCAAUUUAUUCUUUCCGUUAUAUACCAAAUCCCCUUACUGUUGCUGUUUCCAUAAAUAGCGUGUCUUCCAUUAAUUUGAGCAUAGGAAAAUAGAUAAAUCAUAGUCUAAUUUUUUCCUAGGGUUGGUUGAGAUUACGUGGAUCUUACUUUGGAACAGUGCUUGAACCUGAUGCAUGCACUAUGUGACUACAUAGACCUAACUCAUGUCAAUAACCUCUGAUAAUUUAAGGCAAAAAGCAUAAAUCAUGACCAGGUCGCUUUCUCUGAUGUUCAUUUACCAAACAUUGUCGAGGCUGCUUAUUAUUCAGCUAAACUUCAUUCCGUAACUAAUACCAGUAAUUAAGGUAACAACCAGUGACCUCAUUCAUGUUAGGAAUUCAAGUGGGUUGAAGUUCAUAUAAGGGAGAACAAGAGUUAAGGCAAAAGCUUAUGGAUGCCAGAAUUGAACUUGAAACCACAAAGCAUCUCAAGACAGAACUGUUCAAUCAGUUGAAAGUGGCUUACCAAGAGAGGGAUGAAGCAAGGUGUCAGCUAGUUAAACUGAUGAACCAGUUCAUGCCCUCUAGUUCAAACAAUUUGCAAAACGUGUUUGAUAUGCAAAAUCAUUUCACCUUCCCUUCUGCUAUGAGAGCAAGCUCAGGCAUAACAGAAUCUGAUAAUAGUCUCUCACACGGUUCCUCACAAGUGGAAUUCUUAUUUGACUCUUCCACAGAGGUUACAAACAUCAAUGCAGUUAACCCAUUUGACAAAAUGACUUAUCUCAACCAGAAUCUGAUUCAAGACUUCAAUUUUUCAGCACCCCAUGUAUCGAUGAUUCCUUCUGUAAAGCCGGUGUGUGAUCCUGCUGCUGCAGUUAUAGAUCGUCUUGCCAAUGAAAGAGGUUUGCCUCAAAUGGGUCAACUCCUUCAGGCUGUGAAAGAUGCUGGUCCAUUGCUUAAUACUUUGCUCCUUGCAGGGCAACUUCCUACAUGGGUAAAUCCUCCUCCUAUUGAAGAGAUCAAAGUGCCACCUGUAGCCAUAAAAAAGUGUGAUGUCACUAGCAUCAUCAAGCCUAACACUUUUGGAGAAAGUGGAAAUUCACUUCUAAAAUCCAAGAUUCCAACUUUACACCAUUCUUCAAAUGCUCUAUCCACGUGUUCUGCUUCCAUGCUCAACUUAGCUGGUCAAACCACUGGUUCAUGGAACAGCACAUGGCAGUUGAAUUCAACUUCUGGUGUCACUUCCAAGUCUCGUCAAUGAGCGACAAAGGCAUCAAAUUUUUUACCCCUUACUCUACUUUUUUCAAAAUAUGUAUAUGGCACACUCAGCUUUUGAGUGAAGCAGCACAGAUAGCCUUUUUUUUUGUUUUAACUAAAUUGUUGAGAGCUCUGCAUUUGACAAAAAAGGAAAAUUUGAAUUUUCGUAUUAUCAAAUGUAUGUUACAUCUCUGUGAUCUGAUAUUUUUUUUCUGCCCAUACCCAUCGGAUAGUUUUGUUUGUCGAAUUCAACUAGAAUGUCAAAACUUUGUCCAUCUCCCCUUCUCAUAUUAUGUUAAAUAUGUCAGCUUUUUGUAACAUUUACUUUAAAAAUAACGUUUGAGAUUCUUUGA
Molecule: messenger RNA, 2206 nt
Organism: Vigna unguiculata (cowpea)
Lineage: Eukaryota; Viridiplantae; Streptophyta; Magnoliopsida; Fabales; Fabaceae
Source: RefSeq, a predicted model, not a curated record